AUGGUAGGAUUAAAAGAUACCACUGAAGAAAAUAGUAAUGGAGAAUCUACUUUAUCACAAAAUAUAAAACAAAAUAUAGAUAGAAUUUAUAAAUCUUCAAUAUUGAAUACAUUAAAAUUAUAUAAUAAUAAUAAUAAUAAUAAUAAUAAUAAUAAUAAUAAUAAUAAUACAACAUCAACAACCACAAAUACAAAUAAUAAUAAAACAUCAAUUGACGAUAAUGGUGAAGAUGAAUCAAAAAGGAUAAAAUUAUAUUCAAAAAUUAAAGAUGAAUAUGAACCAGUUAAAGAUUUACCAAUGGUAGCACCACAACAAAGAAAACCUGCUGCUACUGCUAAACAAACUUCAACACCUACAACUACCUCAACAGAAUCAAAACCAACUAUUGAAGAAAUGGAAAUUGAUAAAUCAAUUGAUAAUAUAAUAAAAAGUUUACCAAAACAAGAUGAAAAAAGAAGAAAAAUUGAAGAUGAUAAAAGUUCACAAAUUACAAUAUAUAAUAAAACAAAUACAGAUGAUAUAAAUAAUAGAACAUUAAUAAAUCAAUAUGAACCAUUAACUUAUACAAAACCAGAAUGGCAUCCACCAUGGAAAUUAAUGCGUGUAAUUAGUGGUCAUACAGGAUGGGUUAGAGCAAUAGCAGUUGAUAAAUCUAAUGAAUGGUUUGCAACAGGUAGUACAGAUAAUACUAUAAAGGUAUGGGAUUUAGCAUCUGGUGAAUUAAAGGUAACCUUGACAGGUCAUGUUAGUGCCAUUAGAGGAUUGGAGGUGAGUUCGAGACAUCCUUAUCUCUUUUCAGUGGGUGAAGAUAAUAAGGUGUUAUGUUGGGAUUUAGAGUCCAACAAACAAGUUAGAAACUACUAUGGACAUAGGCAAGGUGUUUACUCGGUUGCACUUCAUCCAACAUUGGAUGUAUUGUUUAGUGGUGGUCGUGACAAUUGUGUACGUGUUUGGGAUAUGAGAACCAGAGCAAACAUAUUCGAAAUGAAGGGUCACAAAGGAACAAUUCUAUCUUUGAAAUCUCAAAAUGCAGAUCCACAAGUUAUCUCUGGCUCAAUGGAUACCACGGUGAAACUUUGGGAUUUAGCAACGGGUACAAGUGCUGCAACUCUAACCAAUCAUAAAAAAGGUGUACGUUCAAUGGUAAUUCAUGAAAAGGAGUACUCAUUCGCCACUGGUGCCGCUGAUAAUAUUAAACAGUGGAAAUGUCCUGACGGUUCCUUUAUAAAGAAUCUAUCGGGUCAUAAUUCAAUCAUCAAUGCUAUGGCAUUGAAUGCUGAUAAUGUUUUGGUUAGUGGUGGUGAUAAUGGUUCAAUCAGUUUUUGGGAUUGGAAAACUGGUUAUUGUUUUCAAAAAACUCAAUCAAUCGUUCAACCUGGUUCAUUGGAAGGUGAAGCUGGCAUUUUCGAUAUGGCUUUCGAUAAAACUGGUUCAAGAUUAAUCACUUGUGAAGCUGAUAAAACUAUUAAAUUUUAUAAAGAAGAUGAAGAUGCAACACCUUAUACUCAUCCUGUUGUUGAUUGGAAACCAAAAAAUAAUGAUCGUUAUUAA
Molecule: messenger RNA, 1551 nt
Organism: Dictyostelium discoideum AX4
Lineage: Eukaryota; Evosea; Eumycetozoa; Dictyosteliales; Dictyosteliaceae
Gene: plrg1
Product: WD40 repeat-containing protein
Exons: 2
Coding region: 1-1551 (516 amino acids)
Biological process (GO): mRNA splicing, via spliceosome
Source: RefSeq, a predicted model, not a curated record